Pristis pectinata (smalltooth sawfish) is the source of this 3005-nucleotide messenger RNA. RefSeq names its product heme-binding protein soul3 (gene soul3). The record is from RefSeq and is a predicted model, not a curated record. Bases 137 to 934 code for a protein of 265 amino acids. The transcript has 6 exons. Lineage: Eukaryota; Metazoa; Chordata; Chondrichthyes; Rhinopristiformes; Pristidae.
GUUUCUCAGCGCAAUACUCGAGUUUCUCAUUUUAGUCCCUCCCCCUGUGAAGCGAUUCGCCACAAGCAGCUCCGGCUCAUGACAAACUCGUCGGAGUAGACAGCGCUUCACUCCGAGGAAGUUUCGGACUUCACGGAUGGAGGGACAGGGUCGUACCGCUGAAAGAGGCGAGCGGUCCCGUCGGUUUCUGAUCACCUUGGAGGAUCUGGACUCUGUGUCUGAUGAUAUGGACUCGGAGAUGGUUAACCACAACAACGAGGAUGAGGAAAACGAGCAAGAUGACGGUGAUCUCUUCGCGUACUGGCAAGACGUCGGCCGUUGUCACCAAGUGGAUGUGCCAAGAGACAUGGAAGAACCAAUCCAACAGAUGACAAGAAAUAACCAAUCUCAAGAGAGGCAGGCAGUCCCAUUUACAUCAUUGGGUCAUAAAACAAAGGCUGAUGAGCCACUGUAUGAAAAACGUCAGUAUGAAAAAGCCAAAUGGGCUUGUGUAACCCAGAAUGAACCUCGCUAUGAACAAAGUAUAUGCAUGGGAUUUAUGAAAUUGAUGAAAUACAUUUGUCAACAAAACUCAUCAGGACUUUACCUGGGAAUGACAUUACCUAUUGUCACCAUUGUGCACACCAACCACAGCAGAUUAGAACUCCUGCCUGGAGUAACCAUUGCUUACUACCUCCCACCACAAUUCCAAGAUCAGGUUCCACAGCCCUUCGACACUGAUAUUGCCAUAGAAGAGUGGCCUGCUCAUGUCAUUUACACAAGAUCUUUUAAUGGCACCACUAAUGAAGAAGUUAUUUUACGAGAGAUCAACAAUCUAGCAAAUCAUCUAGACUCUCCCGAGUUGUUCCUACAAGAUACCUUUAUUGUAGCUGGUUACAACAAUCCUGCUGCUCCAAACCGUCAUAAUGAGAUAUGGUUUAUUCAGAGGCCUUGAGCAAAUAGUUCAUAUUUGGUUAAGGCCUUGUGCAAAGGCUUAUUUUGCAAAAACGUGUGUGUAUUAUGUGAUUGUAUAAGCUCAAGUAAAAACUUGCAUCAAUUAACCUUGCUACAUUAAUGAAUAUAAUGAGAUGAUCACAGGUUGAUAUUUAAAAGUACAGAUUAUUGUAGAAUCAGUUUGCCAUGAAUAAUCAUAUCACCAAAUAACAGCCAAAAUUUUUACAAUUCUAGUUAAAUCUGAUAGCACUGGAGAUCAGAAAUCAAUCCAAAUCACUGGAGCUAUGAGACAGCUGCACAAUCUACAGUGCCACUGUGCCAUCCAUUAAUAAAAGCAAAAUGUUUUUGAGAGAGGGCAAGGCUACAAGAGAAAUAGUCCUCCAAUUAAAUCUCAACAUUAUAUGCAUUCUCUCUCCUAGGAUGGAAUAGUGCUUCUGCAAGGAGUGCAGCUGCCCAAGCAACCCGAGUUCAACUCUGAACUCCAGCGUUGUCUGUGUGGAGUUUGCAAGUUCUGCCUAUGAGCACACAGGCUUCCCCAGAUGAUCUAGCUUCCUCCCCCAUCCAAAAAAUGUGCUGUUUAAGUUAAUUGACUAUUGUAAAUCGCUGCUAGAGUAGGUGGAUGUUAAUGGGCAUGUAUGACAGGAAAGCAAGUUGGAGAAUGGGAUCCUCUAACAGCUAGCAUCGACUCAACAGGUCAAUUAACUCCUUCCAAGUCAUAAGGUGAAAUGACAAUGAUAGUUCUCUUUCUCUGGAGGGAUAGAAAAUAACAGAGGGUAUCUAAUCUAACUAUAAUUAACCUAAUGUUUCUGGCAAAAUAAAUGUUUAUGAAAUAGAUUGUCCUUGAAUGGCAAAACUAUAGAAACAUUUGAAGGAGUACAAUGUGACUAUUGCUUUUCUUGCACAAACAGGUAGCAACAUUUACUUGUCAACUUAGAUCUCCUGUGCUAUUAUUGGACCUCUUAUCUUGGAUAGACCAGAAAACAUUAAGUGUCAAGUGAGAUAAAACUAUACUACACAAGCAGCAUUUGAUUCAAGGAGCCAGAAGAUUCUCCUCAUAUUAGAUACUUUCUAGUGCAUAUUAUCCCAUUUAAAGCACACAAUGCAGAAACUGUAUAGUGAUGACGUAAUGUAUAGCAGCUGUACAUAUAGCUGUUGACCAAAGUUUCCAAGCCACUGAAUGACCUCAAUAGUCAACAUGGCAAAUUGGCCACACUUUAGUUCAUAUUUAUGAAUGAAAUAUAAUAACCAAUGAUAAAGCACUCCUUUUAGUAAGAUUGUAAAAACAAAAACCAACUUAGUCUUUCACUCUCAGCCUCAAUGCUCAAUACCCAUUAAAACUUGAGGAACAUUUUAUGUUCUAACGUAAAGCAGUUAUUACAUCUCUGUAAAGAAGAACACAUUUAAAAUGACAAGUGUUUACAAUAGCUUUUGAAGUUCUUUCAUCAAUAAGAACUUACAUUUAUUGAAACAUCCUCAGGUGCUUAUUAGAACACCAUAAAAUUAAAAAAAAACCUGAUAUUGUGCCACCAAGAAAGAUAUUAAUACAGGUAACUAAAAGGCAAGGCUUUAAGAUGCAUCUUAAGGAGAGACACGUAGAGAAUUUUGAAAGGAUAGGGGGUGGGGGAAGAAGUUGUUUGAGGACUAAACAUCAAUGCAGAUGAAAACAGUUAUGGAGAGUGAUUAAAAUCAGAAAUUUGCAAGAGACUAUAAAUGAACCAGGAAGACUUAGAUAACUUCUGGGGCUGAGGUAGUCGAGAAGUGGUGAUGGUGCAGUUAGGUCAUGAUGGACAAGGAUUUUAAAAUUGAGGCAUUGUAGGGUUUCAGAAACCAAAUAAAUGUUCAUCGCUGCUUUAUUAGGUCAAGCUGAAUUAAUUGUUGAUUUAUUGUUACAAAGUGAAUCAAUAGAAGCUGGAUAGAAUUUCUGUAUAUGAUUGAAAGUUUAUCUUUAUUCUGCAGAUAUAUGUGUCGUAAAAGUUUAUAAAACAAGAUGAAUGGCUGUAAAGAGGUUAAGUUGUAAACAUAUCAAAAAUGUUUAUGCUUACGAAUUCAAAGAUGAAAUAAAAAUUUGCCUA